This is a messenger RNA of Cercopithifilaria johnstoni, 495 nucleotides long. The record is from the annotation of a GenBank genome assembly. Lineage: Eukaryota; Metazoa; Nematoda; Chromadorea; Rhabditida; Onchocercidae.
AUGUACGGAAGAGUUAAAAGCUGGAUUCUUGUAACACUAUUACUACUGCAUGCUAUCGUUACGGAAGCAAAAGUAGGAGAUGUGAAACGUUCCGCAUUAGAUGAAAUGCAAGUCCUGCAAACAGAUAAUAUAGAGGUCAAAGAAGACAAUGGAAAAGAGAUCGAAAAAAUGAAUGCAGCAGAGGUCACAGCAACGGAUGUAGCAAAAGGAAAUUUAAAACAAGAAAUGAGUGCUCAAGAAGCUGGAUUAUCAAAUUCUAUAGGCUACAAUAAUUUGUUCAAAGCAAAACGUUUUGCACAUCAGAUUCCAAUGAAGUCAACAGACGAUCCACUGCACACUAACAUAUUGAAAGAAAUGUUACUAAAGAAAAUGCUGGUGAACGGUGCAAAGCGUGGAAAAUUUGAAAAUGAAGGUGAUAGUGACUAUGAAUAUGAUUUACGAUUGUGUACGGAGUACCUUAAACUUAAAUCAAAAAAGUUUGCGGUAGAAAAAUAA